This is a messenger RNA of Alternaria hordeiaustralica, 1602 nucleotides long. RefSeq lists its product as uncharacterized. The record is from RefSeq and is a predicted model, not a curated record. The transcript is spliced from 2 exons. Bases 1 to 1602 code for a protein of 533 amino acids. NCBI's taxonomy places the organism in Eukaryota, Fungi, Ascomycota, Dothideomycetes, Pleosporales, Pleosporaceae.
AUGCGUCUUAUCAACACAAGGACUCGGAAAUUCCAAGAGUUCAUAGGCGCAUCGAUCCCCCCAUACGCAAUUCUAUCGCACACGUGGGGCAAUGAGGAGGUGUCGUAUAGGGACUACGUUGAAACCCGUGAUGCCUCCAUGAGAGGCUACAGGAAGAUUGUCAAGACGUGUGAGAUCGCGAAAGAAGCUGUGUCGAUUUACCGAAAUGCCGCUGGUACGCCCAAUUACUCCAUCUACGCUUUGCGUACUGAGCAUACUAGGUUCACGCGUGGUUGGACUCUCCAAGAACUGAUUGCUCCACGCGACAUUCAAUUCUAUAAUGCCAGAUGGAACUACAUCGGUCUCAAAACGGAUCUUGUCGAUAAUUUGUCGACCAUCACUGGCAUUGGCGUAGAGAUCCUACUGCAUAAUCGGUCAUUGGACCUGGUGUCAGUGGCAACAAGAAUGUCUUGGGCGGCAAAGAGAAAGACCACGCGGACUGAAGAUAUAGCCUACUGCCUACUUGGAAUCUUUGGCGUCAAUCUCCCAUUACUGUACGGCGAGGCUGAAAAGGCUUUCCAGCGACUUCAAGAGGAAAUAAUUCGUUCGAAAGCCGAUCUCAGUAUCUUUGCUUGGCAAUGCGUGCGGCCUCCAGGGGUUGACAGAUGGACGCUUACCGGUGUUCUCGCGCAUUCGCCAAAAGACUUUGUCAAUGGUCACAUCGUGCAACGCAUGUAUGGGAGGGAAGCUCACGAGUUCUCCUUUACCAAUGUCGGCAUCAAAACGCGUCUGCGCAACCUUUGGGCUCAAGACUAUGGCUGUGUUAUGCAGUUGAACAGCUUUUCAAUCGAAACGGGAAAGCACUUGGCGCUAAGACUGCGCAAAGUUGGUCCAGAAAUGUACCUGAGAGAGGGACCGUAUGAUCUUCUAGAGUAUGCUACUGGCGCCUUUCACGAGCGAAGAUCUGUCGAACGAUACCUCCUUACUGCCAUACCGGCAAUACCAAGAUUCUCGGAUUGGUUGGAUCCAUCGGUAAGGUUCCAACACGCAGAAAGGCUGUUAGAUUUCAUGCGAGAAUUUCCCGUGCGCGUCAAGCUACCACCGGAAGUUCAGUUAGUCAAGAUGUGGCCAUCUGACCGAUGGGAUGAAGAAGAUCGGCUGUUCUUUGUCUCUGGCGAUUCUCGUUGGGAUUCGUUCCAGUUGAACCUGCGCUACGAACUCAUUUACGAUGCCAAGUCCCCUGACGGGACUGUCACUGAAGCUACCACAACCUUUAGCUUUACUCUGUAUGCGUUGGGAUGGUCUCAUAUACAACUUGACGCUGUAGAUCGUGCUUCAUUCGGUCUCGUAGACUGUCUAGAAUAUGGACCGACUGUGGACAAGAUUCAUCGGUGGAUUUUGGACGAGGAGCCGACCACAGCUUCCAUAUCCAAGUGGUUCGCGAAGGAAAAGAUGCCGAGAAACCAACUGAUACGCUACGAUAUACCUCAGUCCCCUCGUAGCCUGGUAAUAAAGAUUGAAAGCACGCUGGAUAACGUUGUCACUUUGACAGCAGAGGAGAUGCCUACUAUCAAUGCGCCAGAGCGCGUCACACAACAAUGGCCUGAGUUCAGGGACUACUAG